Molecule: messenger RNA, 8646 nt
Organism: Eublepharis macularius
Lineage: Eukaryota; Metazoa; Chordata; Lepidosauria; Squamata; Eublepharidae
Gene: ZNF646
Product: zinc finger protein 646
Exons: 2
Coding region: 1184-6109 (1641 amino acids)
Biological process (GO): regulation of transcription by RNA polymerase II
Cellular component (GO): nucleus
Molecular function (GO): DNA-binding transcription factor activity, RNA polymerase II-specific; RNA polymerase II transcription regulatory region sequence-specific DNA binding
Source: RefSeq, a predicted model, not a curated record
GCCUGGGGUCGCCGACCCCUGAGUGGGAGACGCCUCAGGGAGCUGUGGGGGCGCCUCAGGGGCCAGGCUGGGCGCUCAGGGGGGCCAGGUGUGCCUGGAAGGGCAGGGCAGCCCGAGUUUCCUUCCCACGUUUUGUUUAACCUGCUUGGCUUGAAGCGGGGCUCUGUGUCUUUCCAGGAAAUUGAGGCACUGGCGUGGGAUUUGACCUCUGCCUCAGAGCAGCUGGAUUUUGAAUGCUCUCUGGAGUUCCCUUGUUCAUUCCCUGCAGCUGGAAUAGCCCUCAAGCUGGGACCUGAUCACUUGAUACCUCAGAUCUGAAGCCUGUACUUGAAGCCUCAGGGCUCAAGCUCCACACACUCCCGGUGAAGUUCUGCCUCUGGUCGCACCAUAGCUUCUUGUCCGUCAAGAUUCAGAUUCCGUUGGAGAUGCCCAGGGUAAAAACGAUUGCAGAUUUCUACCUGCUUCUGGGUAAUUAGGGUACCAAAAACCCACAAAGCACUGCCUCUUCUGGUCUUUUUUGGGGGUGGAACUAAUACAGAAGAAUGCAUUGAUCUCUCCACCUCGAGACCUCCAGUACUUGAACUGAAAUCCCUGAGCCUGAAAUCCCUGCCCGUACUUCAGCUUUAGUAUUCGGAUAUAUUGUGAAGGACUUUUGCAAUCUUUAGCUGAACCUGAUAUUUUAAGGUACAGUUUCUGUGUACUCAGGGUACGUGCGUCUUUUCAAACUUUGAACUGUUUCUUGUUACCUCCUGAAGUGAAGAUGGGACUCUAAAGGAUCUCCUGAAGACCUGCAUUUUCUCCCUACCUGUCAAAAAUCCAAAAUAUAGACAUAGAGGAUUGAAGCCUGUGAAACUACCUAUGAAAUCUGUUGAACAAAUGUAGGAAAUUUGUUCCUCCUGAACUGUUUAAAAAUUCGAAGCAAGAUGCCUGCAUCUUUGACUUUGUUUCCUGCCUUUGGGGAAGGAAAUUCAUUUCGACUUUUUAUGCUGGAGAAGUUUUGCUCUCAUCUGGGUUGCUUUACAUGAUCUGAGAGGUCUUCGUGUUAGAGCUCCUGGGGAAGCAAAACCUCGCUGGACACACCACCUUGAGGCUCUGUGAUGGGACUGUGUUGCCCUCCAGGAGGCCCAUAGCUUGCUCAUUCCAGAAAGCGGGAAGCGACGGAGGGCCCUUUCUCAUGUGAGCAAUGGCUGAGGAAGAUGCUGCCCAGACCUGUGAACAGUCCACUGGGCAGGAGGAACGUCCGUACAAGUGCAAGCAGUGCCCACGGAGCUAUCGCCAUGCCGGUAGCCUGGUGAACCACCGGCGCACUCACGAGGUGGGUCUCUUCCCCUGCUUGCUGUGCCACAAAGAUUUCUCCAAUCCCAUGGCCCUCAAGAGUCAUCUGCGCAACCACACGGAAGAGAAACGCCACAAGUGCCGGGACUGCGGCCGGGGCUUCCGGAUCUCAUCCCAGCUCAGCAGCCACCGCUGUGUGGCUCACACCACCCGGGACCAGGAGGAGGAAGAGGAGGGGAGUUACCGUGGGGGCUGCACCUCCCAAAGGGGCCAGGAUACCUCUUCUUCUGAUGCCGAUACCUACUCUGGAGUGGAAGGUGGUGGGAGCCUGCUGACCAAUCUGGAAAAGUACAUUGCGGAGUCGGUGGUGCCGGCAGACUUCUCUCUGCUGGAGAUCUCCAUGAAGCGCGAGUCAGAAAAAGAGGAUAUGCUCCAAGUGCAGCCGGGGGAGAAGGAUACGGGGCUCCAGGGUGCCGUAGUGGAAGAGCGGCGCUUCAAGUGCAACCAGUGCGACAAGGCGUACAAGCACGCUGGCAGCCUGACCAAUCACAAGCAAAGCCACACACUGGGUGUGUACCAGUGCGCUAUGUGCUACAAGGAGUUCUCCAACCUCAUGGCGCUCAAGAGCCACACUCGCCUCCACUCGGAGUAUCGGCCCUACAAAUGCCGGUUCUGCCACAGAGCUUUCCGGCUGCCUUCUGAGCUGCUGAGCCACCAAAAAGCUCAUGACCAGGAAGAAAACGAAGCAUCCGGCCGGCUUACCUGGGAUGGCUCAGAACACGGCAUCUGGGCGGAGGACUCCAUUGAGACUUCGGCAAAGCUGGAUAUUUACCAGCCUCCACCAGCAGGCACUCACUUUGGGGACAGUGCCCCUUGUAGCCUCAAAGACACUUCCAAGGCAGGAGGCGGAGAACGUUGCAACCCAGAUGGGGAGCUUUGCAUCCGCUGUGGUGGGACAUUUGCUGAUGAGGAGGAACUGAAAGGGCACAGCUGCCUCUACCCGGAGGAGGCAAAUGAAGAGGAGGGUGGCAGUGGCACGCCUUCCCGGCUAGCCCCUAGCGCCAAUGGGAUGUGGGGAACGAGUUUAAAAGGUGAGGAAGGCUAUCCCACGUUGGAGGAACGGCCCUUCCGCUGUGAGGAUUGCGGCAGGACUUACCGGCAUGCGGGGAGCCUCAUCAACCACAAGAAGAGCCACCAGAUAGGGGUGUACAGCUGCAGCGUCUGCUCCAAACAGCUGUACAACCUGGCUGCCUUGAAAAACCACCUGCGAGUCCACCUCAAAUCCAAGCUUGAGUUGUCUGUGCCAGAGGAAGUCUCCCAGCACCCUUCUGCUGUCCCGGACUUAAAUCAAGAAGAGGACAGCCCCGGAGAGCCCGCAGACUGCCAUGUACAGUCGCCAGAUGUCUGGGGAGGAUCUUCCUGUCCAAAAGAAGAGGAAGAAAGAGGUGGCGGGGAGGAAGAGCGGCCUUACCGGUGUGAGGAUUGUGGGCGGAGUUACCGACAUCGUGGCAGCCUCGUGAACCACCGCCACACCCACCAGACAGGGGUGUUCCAGUGCUCCAUCUGCCCCAAGCAGUACACCAACCUCAUGGCACUCAGGAAUCACGUCCGCGUGCAUUUGCGAGCGGCCCGUCUGAGCAGCAGAGAGCAAGCCGACGGCAUAACCUGCAGCAGCUGCGGAGAGAGCUUUGAAGAGGAGGCCGAGUUCCAGCUCCACCAGUUGCGCCACCUGUCCUGCAGCGAGGACAUAGAGGCAGCCGCCAUUCCGGGGCUCAGUGGCUUUCACCCCCAGGAGGCUGAUCUUCUUCAGGCCAUCAAGCAGGACGUGGAAGCCCUAGAGAAUGGUACAGCCGUGGCCGAGGAUGUCCUUCCUUCCUCCGAGAUGCCGCACGCCUGUAACCAUUGCAGGAGGACUUUUGCCAGUGUGGCCAGCCUACAGAAUCACAGCCUGCAGCAUGGCCCUGACAGGGAGCAGCCUGAUGGAGUGGCCGAGAGGGCUGAGUCCCCCGUUCCUCUCCAGCGGCUCUACGGGUGCGAUCUGUGCGGCAAAUCGUACCGGCACUCGGGGAGCCUCAUCAAUCAUAAGCAGACUCACCAGACGGGUGACUUCAGCUGCUCGUUUUGCGGCAAGCACUUCCAGAACGUCGCCUCUCUCAAGAGUCACUUGCGGGGGCAUCAGAGGCCAAGGAGGAGCCACUCUGGGACAGCAGGGGUGACCCGUGAGGAUGAGGGUGCCGAAGCUGAAGAAGGAGCUGCCUUGCCUGGGAUGCCGCCCUUGGGUGAGGAGGCCAGACACAGUUGUGACCUUCUGGGAGAUGGUGGUCUAGUGAAUGGCUGCCAGCCACAGCUGGAUGUUCCCUCGCCACCCCCAGGAAGCACAGAGGAGCCCACCUUCCUUUGCGAACAGUGCGGGGUGUGUUUCGACCAAGCCGGCAGCUUGGAAUGCCAUAAGCAGACCCACCAGCUGGGCAUUUUCCAGUGUUCCCUCUGCCCCAAAGAGUAUCCCAGUCUCUUAGCUCUGAAAAACCACUUCCACGGACACACCAAGACCACGGCCUCAAGCCAUGGCAGCCCCGGUGGGAACGAUGGUGCCGAGGAGAAGCCUUUCCUCUGUACCCUCUGUGGCAUGAUCUUUCCCAAUGAGGAAGAUCUCCAGGAGCAUCAUAACGUCGUGCACGAAGAGGGCGAAGGGCAGGGCGGUAGGCAGGACGCAGAGCUAAAAACGGUUGCCAAGACAGAGGCGGCGGAUCCAGGGGAGGAUCAACUGCUCUCUCACAUCUGCGGCUAUUGUGGGCAGACUUUUGAUGAUAUGGCGAGCUUGGAAGAGCACAGCGAGGGGCAUCAGGAAGAGAAGGCUGCCGCCUUGGCGGACACUUCUGUCCAGCUCAGACGGGCACCGCGCUCGGAGGCGGAUCAGCCACGCUUGUCCCCCAGGGAAAUCUCAGCUACUGCCAGUGAACCUUUGGACGAGAGGCCCUAUGCCUGCGGUCAGUGUGGCAAGACUUAUCGGCACGGUGGCAGCCUGGUCAAUCACAAGAAGAUCCACCAGAUCGGGGAUUACCAGUGUGGCACCUGCUGCCGACAAUACCCCAAUCUCUCUGCCUAUCGGAACCACCUCAGGAACUAUCCAAAAUGCAAGCUGAAUGGCAGCGUGCCGGAAAUCCGACCGCCAGUCCCCAUAAGAGGAGAUGGCCCAAGUGUUGGUCAUCAGACAGAUGAGCUCCCUGCCGGCAAAGUUCUGAAGCGUGAAGAGGGAAAAGAUCCACCAGAAACAUCCUCCUUUUUGUCCCCUGGGGGAGAUCAAAGAUCAGGAGAAGAGGCAGUGUUGAACUCUAGCCAGUCAGAGGAGAAAAAUACUCAGACAUGCGACAUCAAUGGGGAGGGACAUGAAGAAGCAGCAGAGCUAGAGGCCCCUCAAGUGCUCCGUUUGGCCGAAGUGAAGCAGGAGGAGAUAGUGGUGAAAGAGGAAGAAACAGCCACAGGAGGGGAGGAAGACGGCAGCCCUGGCACCGAAGAGGAGGGCUCCCCGUCCGAGCGCCCCUUCCGGUGUGAAGUGUGUGGGCGCAGCUACAAGCACGCAGGGAGUCUGAUCAACCACAAGCAGACGCACAAGACGGGUCUUUUCCAUUGCAGCAUCUGCCAGAAGCAGUUCUACAACCUCAUGGCCCUCAAGAACCACAAUCGCACUCACUUUGAAACCAAACGCUACCGCUGCCUAGAGUGCCCCAAAGCCUUCCGCCUGCAGAAGCAGCUGGCCAGCCAUCAGCGGGUCCAUCGUGAUCGAAAACGGGACCCCUUGUCUCAUCUCUCCAGGAGGCUCUCUCACACCAGGCGGACAGGCAAGAGCGAGAAUUCCACCCAUCUCCCUAAUGCCACCAAACUUUCUCCGGAUCCUGAAGAACGCCCUUACCGGUGUGGGGAGUGUGGGCGUACCUACCGUCACGCGGGCAGCCUCCUUAACCACCAGAAGAGCCACAAGAUCGGCUCCUUCACCUGCACACUGUGCAACAAGGCAUACCCCAAUCUGAUGUCUCUCAAAAACCACCAGCGUAUCCACUAUGAAGUCAAACGCCACCAAUGCCUAGAUUGUGGGAAAGCUUUCAAGUGGCAGCGGCAGCUGCUGAGGCACCAGCGCCGACCUCAUCCCUGUGGCAGGAGCGCACUCGGGCAAGAGCAGGAGAGGGGAAGCGGUCGUGUGGAAUCUCCCCUCGGCCCUUUCCACUGCCUCUUAUGCUCGAAGCAGUUCCCGAACCGCACCUCGCUAAGGAACCAUGCCCGCAUGCACACCAAGAAACGUUUUGAAUGCUCAGAGUGUGGCAAGACUUACCGGGCAUCUCGAGAUCUGGCACGCCACCUCAGGAGACAUCAGGUGGAGGCAGAGGAUACCAAGGGGGGCUCCUCCUCACCCCGUUAUCUGAACACUGGUAAGCCACCGGAGGAGCGGCCCUACAAAUGUAACAGUUGUGACCGGACAUACCGCCAUGCCGGCAGCCUCCUCAACCACAAGAAGGCCCAUGCCACUGGCCUUUACCGCUGUCCCACUUGCCAGAAGGAAUUCUAUAACCUCUUGGCCCUCAAAAACCACCUUCACAUCCACACAGACAAGAAACGCCACCGGUGUCCUCAUUGCUGCAAAGCCUUUCGAACUGCCAGGCGCUUGGCCACCCAUGCCAAAGUCCAUGGCGGUCCCAAAGAGGAAGGGACUUCUUUUGCCUGCGCUGUCUGUUCCAAGAGGUUCUUCCACCAAUUCAGCUUUCGGCAGCAUCAGCUGACACACACCAAGGAUGAUGGACACUCUGCCGCUGGAGAUGUUCCUACAAGGGACGUGAGCUGAGGGUGUAAGCAUGUUUGUUAAUGUGUGCCAAGGACAACACAGCGAACUGAGCAGGCUGCAAAGAAGUAGGACAGGCUAGGUGGAGAGAUGUCUCCAGUGGGCAAAAAUGGUCCACGUGUGGAAAGGGAGGAAGGGAGAGAAGGAUGUACAGCAGCAUAUCUGGGGAUAAAGAGGCACACCAACUGGAUGAAAAGAUAGAGGAAAUUAGGUGCACGGUUCCCUGUUCUCUGUAGAACAUUCAGUCAGUGGCUGAAUGUUCUCCCUUAAUGGAAUGUUGCAUUCAGCACUCCCAACUGGACCUCCUUUGUGUCCCUGGAAAAUGUCCCCCGAUGGCCACAUAUGCCCUUUUGGGGGAUGUCUUGGAUCCUAUUCGGAGACCUGAGUUUUAGCACCUUGGAACCUUUCAAGCAUGUGCUUAAAACCCCAUUGAGUCUUCAGGGGUUUAAAAAAAAAAAUUUAAAUCUGUUUUGAAAACCAGAUGAGUAGCAGCCCCCGAGUCUUAGCCACUGCUGGUAUUUAAAUAAUUCCUUAAAAAAAAUCUCAAAAGUACUGUCCUAAAAGUGGAAAGGAGGGGGGAACUUAGUUUAGCUGUUCAAAGAUAACCACAACCCCUUGGUAUGGAUUUAGAUUGGUGCCUCCUUCCCUGGCAAAACGACAACAUUUCUUGGGGCAGGAAAGAAAGUUUUGAAAACUUGUCGAAACUUGAAAAAAAAUGUAUGUCUCCUUUUUAAAAAGUUUUUAAAGAUAUUAAUUAAAAGAUGAACCUGUUAAUUAGAAACUGUUUCUAGAAGCAACUCACUUAAAAUGUUGUAUGUUUGAGUAAACAAGUUAUUUUCUGCAAAACGGUACAACCUACCUAUUGAACCCAUGUUGCCCAUUAAACUUAACAGUGCUGUACAAGAGCACAGAAAAUUAAAAGUCUGUCUUCCAAAACCCAUUGGACGCGUUCUUUACAAUCCUAAUCCUAGGGAGGGAAAUGGUUCUGUCUGCCUGUGCGUAUUCCUAUUCCUCUGCUCUGCAUUCACCCCCUUCCCUAGCCUGUUGUCAAAGGCCCUUCAGAAUGGAGGGUGGAGGGGCACAAAUUUGCCUGUAUCAAGAGACAAUCUGGCGUCUUGCAGUGGGCAAGCAUUUCAGAACAACAAGACAAGGGAUGGAGGGCAAUUCAGCACUCUUCCAGCUCCAGGAAGCCUUCGAGUCUCUGGCAGUUUGUGUAGGAGAAAGUGGCUUGAGGUUUUUGGUGGCUUUUCCUCAGUCAACCUCUUAAUCCUAUUAUUUGAAUGGCAUCCCCCCCACACACACACACACCCUUUUCUGGCUCCUUUCAAGAUUUAAAACCAAUUUCUGAAUUCAGCGUAAUCUCUUGCAAGAGCUCUGCUGGGGCUAUACCACUUCAGCUAGGACAGGUUUUUGGUAUCUCCCUCUAGCUGACAUUCAGCUUUUUCACAGAUGUGCUAAGCUAGAACAGUUCUCUCCAGCGUGUGUGUGUUUUGUAUCAUCAGUAAGAUAUUUUUUUUAAAAAAACAGGAAGAACAUUUAAACACAUCACCUUCCAAUAUGGUGUCGUCUUAACAGGGCUCUUUUACAUGAUUGUUCUAUGGAUAGGUUGGCUCUUGCCACAUCUAAAAUGUGCAAACGGGAUGGUGGUGAUUGUAUCAAUCAGUCCUUAGAGCCCGGGGCAGGGGUCCAGGAAGGUUUUUUUUAAAAAAAAUCUUCCAACUCUGAGGCCUAGAACAUUUUCCAUGGCUGGUUUUUGUCUUCUGGUAGUAGUAGAUGUGGUCCGAAGGACUGUGAAGUUCCUGUGCUGGGCAGGUCAGUCUUUAGCCUCUAGGCGGAACUCAGCAUGUUGCAGAUAAACUCGUGGGCCAAACCCUUCGAACAGAAGCCAUCCAAAUUCCUCAGCCACUCACUUCAGUUAAAGAUUAGCAAUUUUGAAAUAGUUGAGAAUUUUCAAUUUGUGAACGUUUUGUAGGAUUUCUAACAUAGCUGGGUAAAUUUUUUUAAAAUUGUGGAGGGAGGGUCAUAUGUAUGUUUUUUAAUUGUUUGCUGAAACAUGUCCCCCCCCUCCUCUAGUUUUUAUUUUGACACCCGAUUGUACUAAAUGUUCAAGUCCUAUUUCAUGCUGCUGUUUAUUUAUGUUUUGGUUCUUGUAUAAGGAAAAAACCCUCGUCAGUUUUCCAGGACUUCGUAGUAUUUCUCUUCCCACAACCGCCCCCCCCCUUUAUCAUUCCAUGUUUAAAUAAAUAUCCCUUAGUGAGAAUGUUCCUGCAACAAGCGUAUUUAAAGAAGAGGGGGGGACCCAGGUCUAAAUCUACUGGUGUUCCCUCUUCUGCCAGCCAUGGCAAGACUAUGUCCGGCUCCCCUAGAUUACCCUUCUAGACCAUGCCUUGCUCAGAGAUGCAAAUAUCUCCCCACCACCACCACCUUAAUAGGACAGAAUAAAUUCCUACAGUAUCUGGCGACCCCUGGUGUCCAUACCUGAGCUGUGCCACUUAAAAAUACUGCAAAUAAAUUGUUCUUGGUUUCUUUUUUAAAAAGCA